Bipolaris oryzae ATCC 44560 is the source of this 6861-nucleotide messenger RNA. RefSeq lists its product as uncharacterized. The coding region runs from base 1 to 6861 and encodes 2286 amino acids. The transcript is spliced from 5 exons. Gene Ontology annotation, biological process: fatty acid biosynthetic process. Gene Ontology annotation, molecular function: ATP binding; metal ion binding; acetyl-CoA carboxylase activity. The record is from RefSeq and is a predicted model, not a curated record. Lineage: Eukaryota; Fungi; Ascomycota; Dothideomycetes; Pleosporales; Pleosporaceae.
AUGGGAUCACCAGUAAACAAUAUGGCCGGAGCUGCUCAGAACGGAGUCAAUGGGGAUGCCAAUGGCUCCCUGAGCUCCUACUCAGCCAAGUUCGAUCUUGCUCCGCACUUUAUCGGCGGCAACAACCUCAGCGUAGCCUCUCCCGGCAAAGUCAAGGACUUUGUGGCAGCGCACGAUGGACACACAGUCAUUACCAAUGUUCUCAUUGCGAACAACGGUAUCGCCGCUGUCAAAGAGAUCCGCUCUGUGCGGAAAUGGGCAUACGAGACGUUUGGCGAUGAGCGGGCGAUUCAAUUCACCGUCAUGGCGACACCUGAGGAUCUCCAGGCCAACGCAGAGUACAUCCGCAUGGCGGAUCAAUACGUUGAGGUACCCGGCGGUACCAACAACAACAACUACGCCAAUGUUGAGCUCAUUGUCGAUGUGGCCGAGCGAAUGAAUGUUCACGCCGUGUGGGCAGGAUGGGGACACGCCUCGGAGAACCCCAAGCUCCCCGAAUCGCUUGCCGCUUCGCCCAAGAAGAUCAUCUUCAUCGGUCCUCCCGGAUCCGCCAUGCGCUCGCUUGGUGACAAAAUCUCCUCCACAAUUGUCGCACAACAUGCUGGCGUACCAUGCAUUCCAUGGUCAGGAACCGGUGUUGAUGAGGUCAAGGUUGAUAGCAACGGCAUUGUCACAGUCGAAGACGACGUCUACCAAAAGGGUUGCACCAAGUCGUGGGAAGAGGGUCUUGAGAAGGCCAAGAUGAUUGGCUUCCCCGUCAUGGUCAAGGCCUCAGAAGGUGGUGGUGGCAAGGGUAUCCGAAAGGUCGAGCGCGAAGAAGACUUUGAGCAGCUUUACAAGGCGGCUGCCUCUGAGAUUCCUGGAUCGCCCAUCUUCAUUAUGAAGUUGGCGGGCAGCGCACGUCACUUGGAAGUCCAGCUGCUGGCUGACCAGUACGGCAACAACAUUUCGCUGUUCGGACGUGACUGUUCGGUACAGCGACGACACCAGAAGAUCAUUGAGGAGGCACCGGUAACAGUUGCUGGCUCAAAGACCUUCCAGGAGAUGGAGAAGGCUGCCGUCUCGCUCGGACGGCUCGUCGGAUACGUCUCUGCCGGUACUGUCGAGUACCUCUACUCGCACGCUGACGACAAGUUCUACUUCUUGGAGCUGAACCCUCGUCUUCAAGUCGAGCACCCUACCACCGAAAUGGUAACGGGCGUGAACCUCCCAGCCGCCCAGCUCCAGAUCGCCAUGGGUCUCCCAUUGCACCGUAUCCGUGACAUUCGUCUCCUGUACGGCGCUGAUCCCCACUCCAGCUCUGUCAUCGACUUUGACUUCUCCACCGAAGGCAGCGCCAAGAGCCAGCGACGACCUACUCCCAAGGGUCACUGCACGGCUUGCCGUAUCACUUCUGAAGAUCCCGAUGAGGGCUUCAAGCCAUCUGGUGGUACCAUUCACGACCUCAACUUCAGGAGUAGCUCCAACGUCUGGGGUUACUUCUCCGUCAGCUCCGCUGGUGGCAUUCACAGCUUCUCUGACUCCCAGUUCGGUCACAUUUUCGCUUACGGCGAAAACCGACAAGCAUCGCGAAAGCACAUGGUUGUUGCGCUCAAGGAGUUGAGCAUUCGUGGUGACUUCCGAACGACUGUUGAGUACCUCAUCAAGUUGCUCGAGACGCCUGCUUUCGAGGAGAACACCAUCACAACUGGUUGGCUCGACGAGCUCAUUUCCAAGAAGUUGACUGCUGAGCGACCAGACACCAUGAUUGCUGUCAUUUGCGGUGCUGUUACCAAGGCCCACGUUGCGAGCGAGGCCUGCAUCAGCGAAUACACUGCUAGUCUGCAAAAGGGUCAGGUUCCGUCAAAGGAUGUGCUCAAGACAGUCUUCCCUAUCGACUUCAUCUACGAGGGCAACCGAUACAAGUUUACCGCUACCAAAUCGACCAUUGACAGCUUCACUCUGUUCAUCAACGGAACAAAGUGCUCGGUCGGUAUCAGGGCACUUGCCGAUGGCGGUCUCUUGAUCCUGCUCAGCGGAAAGUCGCACAACGUCUACUGGAAGGAGGAAGUCGGCGCCACCCGUCUCUCGGUUGACGGUAAGACUUGUCUCCUCGAGCAAGAGAACGACCCCACUCAACUGCGAACCCCUUCGCCUGGUAAGCUCGUCAGGUUCCUCGUUGAGAACGGCGAGCACGUUGACAAGGGCCAACCUUUUGCCGAGGUUGAGGUCAUGAAGAUGUACAUGCCUUUGAUCGCACAGGAGGCCGGUAUGGUCAACCUGAUCAAGCAGCCAGGAGCCACGCUCGAAGCUGGUGACAUUCUCGCUGUCCUGGCUCUUGAUGACCCAUCCAUGGUCAAGACCGCCCAGAACUUCACAGGCCAGCUUCCCGACCUUGGUGCACCUCAAGUGCCCGGAGCCAAGCCCCCGCAGCGCUUCAACUACCUAUACUACAUUCUUGAGAACAUCUUCCAGGGUUUCGACAACCAGGUCAUCAUGCAGAGCACCCUCAAGGAGCUUGUUGAUGUCCUCAGGGAUCCCGAGCUGCCCUAUGGAGAGUGGAGCGCCCAAGCGUCUGCUCUUCACGCCCGUAUGCCUCAGAAGCUCGAUGCUACCUUCUCCCAGAUUGUCGACAAAGCCCACAGCCGUAACCUUGAGUUCCCUAGUAAGGCGCUCAACAAGGCAUUCCAGAAGUUCGUAGAGGAGAACGUAGCCAAGGGCGACGUUGCGCUGCUCAAGGCUUCUUUGGCGCCUCUGGCUGAUGUCAUUGACCGCUACUCUGAGGGUCUCAAGGCACACGAGUACAGUGUCAUGAUCAAGCUUUUGGAGAUGUACUGGGCUACUGAGUCGCUCUUCUCGUCUCGCACAUCGCGUGAUGAGGAAGUUAUCCUCAAGCUCCGUGACGAGAACCGUGACAACAUCACCAGCGUUGUCCAGACUGUCCUGUCUCACACCAGGGUUGGCGCGAAGAACAACCUUGUCAUCGCCAUCCUUGACCUCUACCGACCCAACAAGCCCGGUGUCGGCAACGUGUCCAAGUACUUCAAGGAGAUUCUCAAGAAGCUUACUGAGCUCGAGUCCAGGCAGACUGCCAAGGUCUCCCUCAAGGCUCGUGAGGUCCUCAUUCAGUGCGCUAUGCCCUCGCUCGAGGAGCGUACAGCACAGAUGGAGCACAUUCUGCGCUCUUCCGUUGUCGAGUCUCGCUACGGUGAGAGCGGAUGGGACCACCGUGAGCCCAACUUUGAGGUCAUCAAGGAGGUUGUCGAUUCUAGGUACACUGUCUUUGACGUGUUGACCCAGUUCUUCGUCCACUCUGAUCCCUGGGUUGCUCUUGCUGCCCUGGAGGUGUACACUCGCCGUGCUUACCGUGCGUACCAGCUCCAGAACAUCAAUUACCACAACGAGGGCGAGCAGCAAUGCUUCCUUUCUUGGGACUUCAUCCUCCGCAAGGUCGGUGAGGCCGAGUACGGCCUCGCCGUAGAGCCCUCGGAGCCUGGCACACCAAGCACACCAGGAUUUGAGCGCCCGCCUCGCAUCCAGUCCCUGAGCGACAUGACCGCAUGGCAGAACCGCUUUGAGGGUGAGCCCACUAGGAAGGGUGUUGUCGUCCCUGUCGACUUCCUUGAUGAUGCCGAUGAACUCAUCAGCAAGGCUUUGGACAUUUUCCCCAACCUUGGCAAGGAGAAGAAGGCCGGUACUGGCUUGAGGGAGGGUUUGACCAUGAAGCGCACUCCUACGACUGGUGUCAACGAGCCCAAGCACAGUGAUGAGCUCACUGGUGUCCUCAACGUCGCUGUCCGCGAUAUUGAGGGCAACGAUGACAAGGAGAUCCUCGACCGCAUCCUGCCUAUCGUCGAGGGCUUCAAGACAGAGCUUCUGUCGCGCCGUAUUCGCCGCAUCUCUUUCAUCUGCGGUCACAAGGACGGAACUUACCCCGGCUACUACACUUUCCGUGGACCCAACUACGAGGAAGAUGCCAGUAUCCGUCACGUCGAGCCUGCUCUUGCCUUCCAGCUUGAGCUUGGCAGACUCUCCAAAUUCAACAUCAAGCCAGUCUUCACGGAGAACCGAAAUAUCCACAUCUAUGAGGCUAUUGGCAAGGGUGCCGAGAGUGACAAGCGCUACUUCUUGAGGGCGGUCGUCCGAUCUGGCCGUCUCCGAGAGGAGAUUCCUACCGCUGAGUACAUGAUCUCUGAGACGGAUAGGUUGAUGACUGAUAUUCUGGAUGCUUUGGAGAUUGUUGGCACCACGCAAGCUGACAUGAACCACAUCUUCAUCAACUUCUCUCACGUCUUCCCUCUGAACCCCACUGAGGUUGAAGAGGCCAUUGGCGGUUUCUUGGAGCGUUUCGGUCGACGACUCUGGCGCCUCCGUGUCACUGGUGCUGAGAUCCGCAUCAUCGUGACUGACCCUCAGACUGGCAUUCCUUACCCACUCCGUGUGAUCAUCACCAACACCUCUGGAUACGUCAUCGAGGUGGAGAUGUACGCUGAGCGCAAGUCUGAGAAGGCUGGCAAGUGGCUCUUCCACAGCAUUGGCGGAACCAACAAGAUUGGUUCGCUUCACUUGCAGCCAGUUUCCACUCCUUACCCUACCAAGGGUGCUCUUCAGCCCAAGAGGUACAAGGCCCAUCUCAUGGGUACUCAGUACGUGUACGACUUCCCAGAGCUCUUCCGUCAAGCCACGGAGAACAGCUGGAUCGAGGCUAUCAAGAAGCAGCCCUCCCUCCGCGAGACUCAGCCAGCCAAGGGAGAGUGCCUCGAGUACUACGAAUUGGUGCUUGAUGAUACUGAGAACCUUGCUGAGGUCAACCGCGACCCUGGCCAGAACAAUAUUGGUAUGGUCGGUUGGAUUGUGACUGCCAAGACGCCCGAAUACCCGCGUGGCCGCCGCUUCAUCAUCAUCGCCAACGACAUCACCUACAAGAUUGGUUCCUUCGGACCUGCGGAAGAUAACUUCUUCCACAAGUGCUCUGAGCUCGCACGUAAGCUUGGCAUUCCCCGAAUCUACCUGUCUGCCAACUCUGGUGCACGAAUUGGUCUUGCCGAAGAGCUCAUUCCUCACUUCUCUGUCGCAUGGAAGGUCCCUGAAAAGCCCGAGGCUGGUUUCGACUACCUCUACUUGACACCCGAGAAGUACGAGCACUUUGUUGAUGGCAAGCGCAAGGACGUCAUCUGCGAGAAGGUCGAGGAUGGUGGUGAGACACGCUACAAGAUUACUACCAUCAUUGGUGCUGAGGAUGGUCUCGGUGUUGAGUCCCUCCGUGGCUCUGGUCUCAUUGCUGGUGAGACAUCAAGGGCUUACGAGGACAUCUUCACCAUCACUUUGGUCACUUGCCGUUCAGUUGGCAUCGGUGCUUACCUUGUCCGUCUCGGUCAGCGUGCCAUCCAGAUUGAGGGCCAGCCAAUUAUCCUCACUGGUGCUCAGGCUAUCAACAAGCUGCUUGGUCGUGAGGUCUACACCUCUAACCUCCAGCUUGGUGGCACACAGAUCAUGUACCGAAACGGUGUUUCACACUCGACUGCCGGUGAUGACUUCGAGGGUGUUUCCAAGAUCGUCAAGUGGCUGUCUUACGUUCCUGACAAGAAGGGCAACCCUGUCCCGAUUUCUCCUUCGGCUGACGCCUGGGACCGCGACAUCACCUACUAUCCCCCUGGUAAGUCUGCGUACGAUGUCAGACAUCUCAUUGCUGGAAAGGAGGACGAAGAUGGCUUCCAAUCUGGUCUCUUUGAUCGCGGUUCGUUUGAAGAGACUCUUGGUGGUUGGGCUAAGACUGUUGUCGUCGGUCGUGCUCGCCUCGGUGGCAUUCCCAUUGGUGUCAUCGCUGUCGAGACCCGCUCGGUCGAGAAUGUCACGCCUGCCGAUCCCGCCAACCCAGACUCGAUCGAGCAAGUUACAUCUGAGGCUGGUGGUGUCUGGUACCCCAACUCUGCAUUCAAGACUGCCCAAGCUAUCAAGGACUUCAACAACGGUGAGCAACUGCCGCUGAUGAUCCUUGCCAACUGGCGUGGUUUCUCUGGUGGUCAGCGCGACAUGUACAACGAAGUCCUCAAGUACGGUUCGUACAUUGUCGAUGGCCUCGUCAAGUACCAGCAGCCCGUCUUCGUUUACAUUCCUCCAUUCGGCGAGCUCCGUGGUGGAUCAUGGGUCGUCGUCGAUCCUACCAUCAACCCUCAAUUCAUGGAGAUGUACGCCGACGAAGACUCUCGCGGCGGUGUUCUCGAGCCCGAAGGUAUCGUUGGCAUCAAGUACCGCAAGGAGCGCCAGCUCGACACCAUGGCCCGCAACGACCCCGUCUAUGGUGAGCUUAAGCGCAAGCUGAACGACAAGGAUACACCAGAGGCCGAACUCAAGGAAAUCAAGGCCAAGAUGAAUGAGCGUGAGAAGCUGCUUCUUCCCAUCUACGGUCAGAUUGCCAUUCAAUUCGCUGAUCUUCACGACCGCGCUGGUCGCAUGCAAGCCAAGGGUGUCAUCCGCAAGGGACUUCGCUGGCAAAACGCCCGCCGCUUCUUCUACUGGCGCCUCCGCCGCCGUCUCAACGAGGAGUACAUCCUCAAGAAGUUCGCCUCUGCUGCCUCGCCAACACACGAGAGUCCCUUGGCCGACCCAGCCACCCGUGCUCGUGGCCUUGAGAUGCUGAAGCACCUGUCCAGCAUCCCCAACUGGGAGCAAGACGACAUGGCCGCAGCCACAUGGUACGAAGAGAACAGGCCGUUGGUUAGCGAGAAGAUGGAGCAACUCAAGACUGACGGUAUUGCGGAUGAGAUUGCACAACUCAUGCGCAAGGACCGUGAGGGUGGCUUGAAGGGUGUCAUUAGCUUGCUCAGCACGCUACCGACAAGUGAGAAGGAAGAGGUACUCAAGAUGUUGAGCAAGGCGUAA